Zophobas morio is the source of this 3560-nucleotide messenger RNA. RefSeq lists its product as uncharacterized. The coding region runs from base 146 to 3487 and encodes 1113 amino acids. Gene Ontology annotation, biological process: double-strand break repair via synthesis-dependent strand annealing; interstrand cross-link repair. NCBI's taxonomy places the organism in Eukaryota, Metazoa, Arthropoda, Insecta, Coleoptera, Tenebrionidae. The record is from RefSeq and is a predicted model, not a curated record. Gene Ontology annotation, molecular function: four-way junction DNA binding; four-way junction helicase activity; ATP binding. The transcript is spliced from 27 exons.
CUUAAGCGCCCAAGAUAAAUUUAUAAAAGAAUCAAAAGAAUCAAUUCAAAUAACCGAUAAUUCAAGUAGCAGUAGGCUGAAUAAUGAUAUUUCUUCUCAACCACCUACUAAACGGCUAUUAGAAACUCGUUAUCUAAAUUCUAACAUGGAUCGAUAUGUCACUGUAACUCAAUCCUUUAACUCUUUGGAAAGUUUAAAGCCUUUAAUUCCGUUUAACUAUGAAACUCAAGGAAAAUGGAUUUAUCCGAUCAAUCUUCCGGAGCGCAGCUAUCAGUUUAAUAUUGUUAAAAAUUGCUUAUUGCAUAACACUUUAGUUGCCUUGCCAACCGGUUUGGGAAAAACCUUUAUUGCUGCUGCUGUUAUGUUAAAUUACAAAAGGUGGUUUCCAAACGGCUUGGUAAUUUUUAUGGCACCUACGCGCCCACUUGUUACACAGCAGAUCGAAGCCUGCCGUAAAAUAGCAGGAAUUCCUCAGGAUGUUUUAGUGGAAAUGACCGGUCUUCAUUCUCAAAGCUUGCGUGAUGUAAAGUGGAAGGAUGCCUCCGUGGUGUUUUUGACCCCACAAAUUCUCGCUAAUGAUCUGAGAAGAGGAGCCGUUGAUCCACUUAAAAUUGUUUGUCUUGUCAUUGAUGAGGCACACAAAGCAACAGGAAACCACGCUUAUGUUGCAGUAGUGCGCCAGUUAAGGCUCUCUCAAGCGCGCUACCGUCUUGUUGCUCUUAGCGCCACACCGGGCGAUAGCGAAGCCGCCGUCAUCAAAUUGAUAAGUAAUCUUGAAAUUUCGCAUCUUGAGUUGAGGACAGAGGAAAGCGCUGACGUUAAACCUUAUCUUCCUGGAAGACAUAUGGAACUAAUAGUGGUAGAUAGCGGCUCUCAGAUUCGCGACUUGAAAAGUAAGUUUUCAGAAGUUUUAGGGAAGUCACUGGACUUCCUCGUAAACACUGGGGCUUACUGGGAGAGAAAACCCGAAAAAGUGUCAAAGUAUCUGCUUCUUCGAGCGAGAGAAACUUUUCAUAGGAAGUAUCCCAGAGGUACACAUCCUUCCUCAGCCGCCAUCCUUUUGAACUUUUACCUUGCUAUCAGCCUCAGUCACGCAUAUCAUUUGCUUGACCGCAACGGCUGCCAAGUUUGUUUUAACUAUUUAAAAAAAAUUACUACAUCCGGUAGCCCAGCUAGUCGUGCAACUCUUCUAAAAAGUGUGGAAUUUCGCACUUUUAUGUCCGACCUGCAAUUAUGCUGCGAAUCUGGGGAGAAUAUUCAAAAAGUCCAUCCUAAGCUGCACAAACUUUUGGAGAUUACUCUUAAGCACUUCCAUCAAUGCCAAGAAGAUACGCGUGUGAUGAUCUUUUCCCAUUUUAGAGAAAGCGUUUUAGAGAUAGUAAAUUACCUACGAAGCGCAGGUAGCAACCGUUUAAAAGUUCAAGGGUUUAUAGGGCAAGCUUCAGGAAGAGAUUUUACAGGUCUUUCUCAAAAGCAGCAGCUAUCCAUUCUUGAGGAUUUUAGGAGAGGAGACUGUAAUGUUCUGGUGGCCACCUGUAUUGGCGAGGAGGGACUGGACAUAGGACACGUCGAUCUUGUUAUCUGUUUUGACGCCCAUGCCUCUCCCACGCGCUUGAUUCAGCGAAUGGGCCGGUGCGGCCGAAAGAAAAAGGGUCGGAUCGUUACACUUGUUUGUAAAGGUCAGGAACAUGAAAACUUCAAGAAGAGUGUCAAAGCACAGGAUGUUCUUUUUCAAAGUAUAUCUAGGAAUUCCCCGAAGUAUCCUUUUUUUGCGGAAAACUCCGCUAUGGUCCCUGCAGGUGUAGAGCUUUGUGUGGAAAGAAAACACAUCGUCGUUGAAAGCCUUGAUGCUGAGCUGCACUCAAAUAGCCCUUUGCUGUCGUCCUUUCAAAAGCAGGAACUUGCCUCUUUUUUUUCCGAAGCAGUUAGUGAUUUCAAUACUGAGGAGCACCUGGCGCUAUGGACUGGCUUUCAAACAGUUUUAAGCAAGUUUAAAUUUGUUAAGCACUCAGUGUUAUGCAAGGCCUAUGUCAAUUUUAUAUCGACCAUAGAGCACGGCUUUCCUUUCCCUUUUCUAGAUCUACCGUGCUUGGCUGAAGUAGCACCAUACUUGACGGGUUCAACUAAGGGCGCUUCUCUAUUGGAAACUUCCGAUAGUGACAGCGAUAUUAUAGGCAACACCCUUACGGGCCUGGGGCUCUCCAGGGUUGCUGAAACUUCUUGCCUGGAUUCUCAGGGCUCUUCUCGAGACUCCUCGGAAACCCUCGAGCCCUUCGAUAGUCCACUAAAACCUGCUCUAAUCCGGCCCACCAGUCCCUUAGCGAAAUCAUUGAAUGACAGCUUCGGCAUUGAUUGGGAUAAUGUUGAAGUCAAUAUCAUUAAAAACUUUGACAGCGGCAGCAACUACAUAAGUGACCAUGACGCUAAUGAUUUUAGCAUUAGUAAUAAUAGUAAUACUAAUACUAAUAAUUGUUAUGAUAUCAACAAUAACCUUAACAAUUGUAAUAGUAUUAGCAAUGUUAAUAGUAAUAGUAAUAGUAAUGAAAGUUAUGGUAAUAUUUGUAAUGGUAAUAAGGAUAACAGUGAUAAUAGUAAUAGUAAUAAUGAUAAUUAUAGUAAUAACAAUAAUUAUAGUAAUAACGGUAUAGCACACGGGCCUCCUAUCUCUCUAUUCUUGCAUUCACCCUCACUUUCUAACUCUUCUCAUCCGGUCAACCCACUUUUUGCAUCCACCCCAGGAGAACUAUCAGUCAGCAAUAAAAUUAACUAUAGCCACGGUGUAUGUGGUGAUAUUGAAACUAUCGCAGCGAGUCCCAUUGACAAUUUUGGGUUGAAGAAUGGGCAGACGAAUGAAACGCCUUUUCCAGUUAUAAAAAAGGCUCGUCGUCGAUUUAUAGUUGACUCGCCCGUUGGCCUCUCCAUUGUAAGGAAGAAAAGUAUGCUUCAUGCUCAAAGGACUUUUCACACAGCGAGGAGAACUUUAUUUAAGAAUGCUCGAGACAAAGCUUCAUAUAAAAGAAAUAAGAACACCUCCAAUAUAGAACAUCGUCUCAAUAUUCUCCAAGAAUUGACUGUUUUGGAUGACAUGGCCGAGCUCUCUGAUUGCGAAGGAAAACUUUCUGAAAAUACUGAUAAUUUCGAGGAGAACAGACCGGAGUCCACAAAGGACGACAGCUUUAUUGCAAGCUCUUGCUCUCUAGAAAAUCCUGAACAAGACUUGUCGUUUUAUUUAAUACAACGUAACGCACCAACCUGGACACCCAUUCGGCCUAUUGUAACUUCUGAAAACUUUGAAGACACGCCCACUGCAAUAUCCGCUAAUUCUCUGGAUAAGUAUGACUCGGACUUCAUCUGUGAUGACCCAUUAACUGAGGAUGUAGAAACAGGAGACGAGGGUUGGGCCACUAAUCUUUCUUUGCAAAAUAAAUUUAAAAAAAAAACUGAACGAAGAGAACUUCUCAAUCAAAUUCGCUCUAAGUAUAAUUAGAUAGAAGGCAAUACAUAGAUUACAAAAACCUUCUUAAGCUGAUAUUACUGGUAUCACUAACCGUGUAGACCAC